CGGCCAGGCGGGGAGGCGGCCUAGCUUAGCUCGCCAUGGCCGCUGCGGUGCUACUCUAAGCCGCGUCCACCCCGCGGGCCAUGCGGCCUCCGCCACUGUGGCUGCCGUCGCUGCUGCUCUGUGGGCUCGGCGCCGCGACGUCCUCGCCAGGUCCACUCCUCCCUUCCAGUUCCUCUCAAGACUCUUUUCCCCAGCUUGCUGCUCCUGUGAACCCAAAGCUUCACCUGUACAAUGAGGAGCAGGUUCUAACUUGGGAGCCGUCGCCUGCCAACAACGACAUAGAACCAGUGGUCUACCAGGUGGAGUAUAGCUACGUCGACGGCACUUGGCAUAGGUUGCAGGAGCCGAACUGUACGGACAUCACAGAGACAAAGUGUGACUUCACCGGAGGAGACUCGAAAGGUUUACCGAACUCGCGCUCCCUGACUGUCUUCCUGCGGGUGCGAGCCAAGGGAGGAAACCGCACUUCCGACUGGGUGACGCUGGAUCCGUUUCAACACUAUGAGAAUGUUACUGUUGGACCUCCAAAAAACAUCUCGGUGACCCCAGGAAAAGGCUCCCUGGUCGUACACUUCUCCCCUCCCUUUGAUGUUCAGGAGGCAACUUUUCAGUAUCUUGUUCACUACUGGGAAAAGACAGGAACCCAGCAGGUUGAAGGCCCUUUCAAGAGCAACUCCAUUGUGCUGGGUAAUUUGAAGCCAUUCAGAGUGUAUUGUUUACAAACUGAGGCACAGCUGAUUUUGAAAAACAAAAAUAUCCGACCCAGCGGGAUUUUGAGCAAUGUAUCUUGUCACGAAACAACAGCAUAUGCCACCACCGGGCUGCAGCAAGCCAUCCUGAUCCCCGUGGGCAUCUUCGCAUUGCUGCUGGUGCUGGUGGGAGCCUGCUUCAUCCUGUUCCUCAGAUACCAGAGCCGCGUCAAAUACUGGUUCCAAGCUCCGCCGAACAUCCCGGAACAAAUAAAAGAGUAUUUGAAGGACCCAGAUCAAUUCAUCUUGGAAGCCUUGGACAAGGACAGUUCACCGAAGGAUGAUUCCUGGGACUCUGUGUCAAUCAUUUCUUCUCCAGAAAAGGAGCGAGAUGAUGUGCUCCAAAUACCGUGAACCAGGCCACCAUCUCUGCUUGCCCAGGACAGUGAUCAGGACAGCUGCGAGAGAUCCCUUCCACCCCCGUUCCCCAGGGACAUCUGCCUCCAGGAGGCCUCCGGGGCAGGGAGAGAUGGUGUAUCGUUUAUUCUUUAUGAGUUUUUCUGGAUCCUAUAAGUAUCUAAGACAAUUCCACAGAAAGAUGUCUCAGAAAAAAAACCAAAACCAAAAGCGGUUUCUCUUAAACACUAAAAAGACAAUUACUCAUUCCUGGCAACGUGGCUGCAAACCUGUGAUGCUUUCUUCAGAGUGAGCUGCCUCGUCUACCCGAAGACUGUGUCCUUGCCUUCAUUCUGGAAAAUGAGUUGUCCCAGCCAUCACUGCCUGUCACAAAGAGGGGCCUUCAGUGUCCCCUUCAUGUCCAGUGUGAUGGCGUAAAUGUGACAGUCAUGGGCUCUGUGCUUGCCUGGCAUGUCCACGCCCCACCUCAGCACCUCACACAGACAGGUGAUUAAUCUUGUAAAUAAUGUCCUGAUAAUUUAAGUCUUUUUUUUAAAAAUCUAGAAAUAAAAGAUUAUAUAUUAAA
Molecule: messenger RNA, 1671 nt
Organism: Apodemus sylvaticus (European woodmouse)
Lineage: Eukaryota; Metazoa; Chordata; Mammalia; Rodentia; Muridae
Gene: Ifngr2
Product: interferon gamma receptor 2
Exons: 7
Coding region: 81-1103 (340 amino acids)
Molecular function (GO): protein binding
Source: RefSeq, a predicted model, not a curated record